Trichomonas vaginalis G3 is the source of this 2292-nucleotide messenger RNA. RefSeq lists its product as uncharacterized. Bases 1 to 2292 code for a protein of 763 amino acids. The transcript has a single exon. The record is from RefSeq and is a predicted model, not a curated record. NCBI's taxonomy places the organism in Eukaryota, Parabasalia, Trichomonadida, Trichomonadidae.
AUGUCUUCAACAGUCAUCCGUGACUGCUGGAACCAAGGCCUGAAACCCGAAGAAUUUGUUGAAGUAGUUGUAAAGAACCAUAUGGAUAGCUUUGAAAGCAUUGUACAAAAUUUAGCAAUCAUAUGCGGUGUUUCUCAAGAAGAAAUGGUAUUAAUAUAUGAAUAUUUAGCAUGCCUAUUUCAGAAGUAUUCAAAUAAAACAUCUACAGCUAUUGAUUUAAAUAAUCGCGAUCAAACAUUUGGUUGUAUCUUGACUUUCUCAAAGUUUGGUGAAAAAAUAUUCAAUCCAGACAUUAUAGAUUCCAUUGACUCAUGCAAAACAGCUCUAAGAAUACUAGAAAUCACGUUAACAUGCCAUGAUAAUAAUUUAUUAGGACUUUCUCUUACGAAAAUCUCACAAUCUCAUUAUCUACCAGUAUGUGUUGCCGCAUCAAGAGUACUAUGUCCUGAAUGCUUUCAAAUUAUUCAAUCAAAAUUCGAAAAUUUAAAAAGUAAUUUCGAUAUAAAAUGCAUAAAAAAUCAUUUAGAAGUAAAUCUAGUUUCAUCAAUAUCAAACGAUGCUCCACACCCAAGUCCAAAAAUGUUCUUUUCUGAUCAUGUUAUCAGUGUAUUUUUUAUUUUAUUUCAUACAAUGUUUAGCAAACUAUAUUUACUUCGAUUACAUAAUCUAUCUGUUAUGGGGUUCAUUUAUAUUACUCUUUUGGACUCUUUCGUUAGUUCUCCUCAACUUACAAAAGUUUAUUGCUUAACUUGCGUUUUAGUACCAGUUUUACACGCUAAAAUGCAUAAUGAGAUGGAUAAUUACAAUGACUCGCCACAGGAUUUCGAUAUUGACAAAUUUAUUGAGGUUAUGAAUAAUAUUCCCGACGAUUAUUUCAAAAAAUACAAUAUUUCAAAGAAAGAACAUAUAGAAGAAUUUUGUAAGCCGUAUUCAACUAACACAGGUAAUUAUUUAAAGGAGGUUUUGCAAUUUCCAUCAUUAAUUUCUCAAAUUCUGCCGCAUUAUAAAGAAAUGAUACUUUCUGAUAAUCUAGAUUUAAUUAAGCGUGCAAGUACAGAGAUUAUUGCUAAUAAUAGUGAUUUUUGCUUCAUUUUGUAUUCGACCAACAAAAUUGAAUCAUUUUUAACGAUAUUAUUGAACAAAUUAGAACAUAUAACAGAUCUUAGUGUUUUUACUGAAUUGUUUUUCUGUAUUGUGUCUAUAAUUAGCGAAAUUUGGAGAUCUGGUGACAGUACGAAUCGAAAAAUCAUUGAAACCAUUGUUACUUCAUCAUCAAAUCCAUCUCAUACAUUAUUUAGCUUGUUUUUGCAUAUUUCCUCUGUUGAUCCAGAAAUGAUGAAUUAUGCAACGAUUCAAAACAUUUAUAAUGCUCCAUCCCAUAUUGAACGAUGUUGCUCUUUCUUCCAUUACCUUUAUUUCAUCGGAAUCCAGAAUUUGGAGACACUUUUUGAUUUAUUACAACAAUAUCCUUAUUUAUGGAUUUCUGUUUUUGCAUGGGGCUUCCAAACAAAUUCUAAGGACUCAUUGAAGAUAUUUAAGAUCAAGUUCCCUAAUUAUCCAAUUUUUUCGAACUUAUUUUCUCAAUUAAUUAUUAGAGUGAGCGAUGACAAGAAAUUUGCAUUAACUGACUAUGCAGACUUUGAUACAUUAAUACAACAACCACAGAAAUUGAAUCUGGAAAUAGAAAAUUACUUGAAUUAUAUUUUCGGAAAAUCUCAAGCCUUUUUACAGUAUCCAGCGUCAGUUUUUGGCAAUUUUAUUAUGUGUUGUCAUUGUUUUUCUGCAAUGAAUCGAGAAAAAGAGCUUGUUUUGUUAAUUUUUGAUAUUGUCUCAAAAGUUCCUGAUGUUUAUGGCAACGAAGAGAUACUAGAAAUGAUGAUUGGAAUUAUCUCAUCAACAAUGUCCUUAGUUUUCAACGGAAAUUCAGAAAAAGCCUUCAUUGUUAUUCAAUCCCUUCUAGAAUUCCUUUCUAAUAAUGAAACAGGCAUCAGAGAGGUUAAGCUAAUUGUUUCUUUCUGCAAUGGAAUGAUUACAAGCAUGAAAGAAGGAUUUGAAGAAAGAAUAAGAUAUGUAGUAGAUUUUUGCCAAAGUGUUAUCGAAGGGACAAAUAAAUCCCAGAAAAUUAGCAUUUUUGCUUAUUAUUUCAUGAAAGUUGUCAUAUAUAUUAAGCCAAUAAGGGAUUUGAUACCAAUUUCCGCUUUCCACAUCUUUAAUUUGAAUGGAGAUCUCAAGGCUUCUAUUGAUUUCUUUAAGAUGAAAGCUGAUUCUCAUGAUAAUUUGAUUUGUUUGUAA